CAAUGUCGCAACUGUGGCAGAAUUUUUCCACAUACCGGUGACUGUCCCGCAAAACUUAAAGAAUGCAGAGCAUGUGGAAAAACUGGCCACUUUGCCAAGGUUUGUAGAUCCAAACCCAAACGACAAGAAAUCCGUCAGGUCGUUCAAACCUCUACAAAGGAGGAACCCCACUAUAUAUUCACCGUCCAACUACCUUUGCAACAACAUAAUUCCAAAAGCUAUGACCUUAUCAGAAUUCAAGAAAGAAACGAAGAACGAUUCCACACUCCAAAACCUAUCACAAGCAGUCAAACCAAUCACUGGUCUGACCCAGAAAUCCAGCUGUACACAAACGUUAAGGAUGAACUUUCCGUUUGCGAUGGUUUAAUCAUCCGAGGAACACGUCUGGUCCUUCCAAAAUCACUUCACCAUCAAGCUAUUGAAUUGGCACACACAGGUCAUCAAGGAAUAGUAAAGACCAAGCGGUUAUUACGUGAAAAGGUUUGGUUUCUGUUGAUUGACAGGAUGGUUCAAGGGAGAAUCAAACACUGCAUCCCAUGUCAAGCAGCGACACAAGAUACCAUGCCAAAACCAGAAGCCAUUGAAUAUGACCCCACUUAG
This is a messenger RNA of Paramuricea clavata, 600 nucleotides long. NCBI's taxonomy places the organism in Eukaryota, Metazoa, Cnidaria, Anthozoa, Malacalcyonacea, Plexauridae. The record is from the annotation of a GenBank genome assembly.